AUGUCCUCUCUCAUUGAGGACUCUCAAGAAGACGAGGACUCUGAUUACACCUUCGAAGCAGACUUUAUAAGACACAAAACCAGACAAGUAGCUUUCAAAAGAGAACUCGAGGACCAUUAUCGAACAAUGUCAGCACGUCGGCCUAAACGAAAACAUUGUGCUACAACUGCUUCUACAGCUUCUUCUUCCUCCCUUUCCGAAUAUCACAACAAUCACAAUCAUAACCAUAACUAUAAUCAUAAUCAUAAUCAUAGUCAAAUUCAAAUUCAAAAUCAAAAUCACCGUCGCCGCCACGAAAAGUUACCAUCGCCGUCGCCGUCGGCCCUAUCCCUCCACCUGCCAUCGAGCGAAGAUGAUAGCGAAGAUGACAUCCUUGAAUUCUUGCAGCCAACAAGAUCGUCAGGUCUUCGCAACUCACAACUGGCAGCACCGAAGCUUACUAUGGCCGAUAUCCAAGAAAGGAUAGCCAAUAACAAAGCAAGAGAUGAAGAAAUCCGUCGCGCUCAAGAGCUCCUAGAAGAGACCGAGUCCUCGAAUGAAAAGAGACAGACAGAGUCAGCAACCGCAAAUAUAAAUGCCUACCUCAAAUCGCAAGAAGGAGUACCAGCUAUCCUUAACGUGUUGAACCCGAGCAGAAAACACGACCAGCUUCCGACGUGGUCCUUUUUCAGCAACGCUUCUAUGAUACACCAGGCUCCGCUGGGCGAACUAUUUGCUGCAAUCCAAGAUAGUGGUUGCAUUAGCGCUUUGCUCAGAUCAAAUGAACCCGAGCUAGGUGUUGAAAACAUCCGCGACUUUUUAGUUUCCGGCGCCAUGGUUGAUUGUUUAGAGAGCUAUUGUUCUGUAUUAGAGCCCCCUCUCCGCCAACUCCUUCUCGAUGCAGUCUGCUUGAGAGGCGACGAGGAUAUAUCAUUCUCUUGUUUUACCUUAGCCCUUCACGAACAGUUUGAAUCUGUUCUUGAUCAAAAGGGACUACAGCGUAUCUUCGAGUUAAUCGGUGGUUCAGGAAGUGCUCUCGAUCUCAACAAGCCCCUAGUAGCUAGCUACCGAGAGGGAACACCCGAUAAUGCAAAUGAAAAGAGUGUCACAUAUAGUCCAAGCUGGUGGAACAUCUGUUUGGUGUUGAAAAUGCUAAGAAACCUUCUACAAGGGUAUUACCAACUUAUGAACCCCCACCAUACUGCAAUCUGCUCAACUAAUUCUGUUCCAUGCAAUAGUUUAACCGACGAUGGGCUGCGUAUUACGUGGGGCUUGGUAGUGCGUUUCUCACUAGAUGAGCGAAGGAUGAAGGAGCGAAGGGGCCAGCCGGAAUUUCUCAGUUUAAUUGAAGAUCUUCUCGGGCAGGUCGGGCGAAGGAGCAACUCAUUAGUCCAGACCAUCCUGUCCGAAACGCUAGCUUCAGUCACUAAUAGAGCAUUCCAGGUACAGUUACUUGGGGUUCUGCCAACAACAUCCAGAUUCUCGCAUGACUUCAGAAAACAGCUCGCGAGGCUAUUCUUUUCGGGGAACAAAGUUUACAUUGGGCCAGAACCCAGCCCAGGUAUUCUCAUGGGCAGUAUCGUAGCUGCCCUGAAAAGCAAGGAAGUGAGAAUACCUAAAGGCGAAUCACAUGCUCAGUUGCAGAAUGUUGUCGAUAUCAUCAAUAUUUCAGUGGAUGAUGCUCGAUGGUGUGCGAACGUCGUGGAAAGAGAUGAGGAAGGGCAAUCGGAAAAUCUACUAGAGAAACUGGUCCUGCACAUUAAACACUCCAAGGAGUUCACCCAGGACGCCGGUAUCCAUCUAGACAUUGAGAAAUCAAACGCUAAGGAUUCGUUCGCUCAACUGAUCAUCCGACUUGAGGGUGUUCGGAAAAAAAGGAGGGGUGUCCAAACGGUCAUGGAUAAUUAUUUCCGACUAGGACCAGGAUAG
This is a messenger RNA of Orbilia oligospora ATCC 24927, 1908 nucleotides long. RefSeq lists its product as uncharacterized. The transcript is spliced from 6 exons. NCBI's taxonomy places the organism in Eukaryota, Fungi, Ascomycota, Orbiliomycetes, Orbiliales, Orbiliaceae. The record is from RefSeq and is a predicted model, not a curated record. Bases 1 to 1908 code for a protein of 635 amino acids.